Biomphalaria glabrata is the source of this 9857-nucleotide messenger RNA. Its product is annotated as histone acetyltransferase p300-like. Gene Ontology annotation, cellular component: histone acetyltransferase complex; transcription regulator complex. Bases 461 to 7135 code for a protein of 2224 amino acids. The transcript has 25 exons. Gene Ontology annotation, biological process: positive regulation of transcription by RNA polymerase II. Lineage: Eukaryota; Metazoa; Mollusca; Gastropoda; Planorbidae. Gene Ontology annotation, molecular function: chromatin DNA binding; histone acetyltransferase activity; zinc ion binding. The record is from RefSeq and is a predicted model, not a curated record.
CACCUCUGUCGAACCAGAAACUUUCAUCAACAGCCGCCAUGUUUGUUGGUUGUGAACGGAUGAUUUUGGGAACAUUUAGUGUUUUAUUUAUAAUAUAAAAUAAUCUUUUGAUAAAGGACAUCGGUAAGGUUGUUACAUAAGUAUUUAUUCAAAGUUUUAAAUGUUCAGAAGGACUUUUUCCACAAGUUAAGUUUCAAUAAUUGUAAUUCUGAAAAAUUGUCACAGCCGUGGCGCUUUGUGGUAGCGGCUGGUGAUAAUCGGAGGUCGACGAGAAGUCGGCGGUAUCCGUCAUGUUUCAAAAAUAAAACUUGUGUUUGGUUUUUAAUUUAAGUGCUUAUUUUCUAACUAUGUUGGACUCUGUGGAAUUUGACUUAUUAUCGAAAAAAAUAUAUCUCGAUAAAGCUAUGGAUAACACGAUAUAUUACGGUUCUUGAAAUCUUCGUGCUGUGUUGAUGUAAACAUGGCCGACCAUCAACUUGGCCCUCCGGCCAACAAGAAAGCAAGAAUCGGAUCCCCAUCAUUGAACACUCCAAGUGAUAACAAUGAAUUCAACUUUGUAAAUUUAAACUUUGACGGUAUUGUCAAUGAAUUGCCAGACGAUCUUGAUGGAAUCCAGGGAACAUCAAAUGAUGUCCAUCAGUCUCAAGGCCUUGUUGAUACUGGUAUGGGAGGUUCCUUGACACAACUCUUGACAAGAGGAACCUCCUCUUCACAGGCUUCAGUGACCAUGUCAAUCAACAAUGUUGGAGCUGUUCCAAGUAGAAGUCCUGGCAUGGGUGGAAUGAUGAACAUAGGAAUGGGUAAAAAUGCAAUGACUAAUAAUUUAGCUGCAACAUUGGCAAAUAAUUCCAACAAAGUGGCUACAUCUUCACAUAUGGUUAUGAAUGACCUUGUUAGCAGUGCAUCCUAUACCAUAUCUGGUGCCAAUGCAAUGUUGGGUGCCACAAAUACAAUGGCAAUGAAACCCAUGGGGAAUCCGCAAAUGAUGGGAAAUCUCAGUAUGGGCCAGCAGAUACAAAAUCCUAUGAUGAAUGGACCUUCAGGAUUUUCUGGUAACAUGAUGCGAGGCAUGCAAAAUAAUGUGAAUCCUUCAACAUCAAUGCCUAUGUCACAGCAAAGUAUGAUGCAGAAUCCCAGUAUAUCACAACUUCAGGGGCAUCAAGGAAUACCAGGACAUUCAAAUUUGAACAUGAAUCAAAAUCCAACACAAAUGGUUAGGCCUAAUCAGCCUACAGGUAGUGGUGCAACUGGUUCUCGUCAGACAUCUGCAGACCCAGAUAAAAGCAAGUUAAUUCAACAGCAGUUGGUCCUUUUACUUCAUGCUCACAAAUGCCAACGCAGAGAACAAGCAAAUGGAGACCAAGAUUGCAAGCUUCCUUAUUGUCGCACUAUGAAAAAUGUUUUAAAUCAUAUGACCACAUGUAACAAAGGAAAAUCUUGUGAAGUGGCUCAUUGUGCUUCUUCUAGACAAAUCAUAACUCAUUGGAAAAACUGUACAAGAGUGGAUUGUCCUGUCUGCCUCCCAUUAAAAAUAGCAGAUAAACGUAACACUUCUGGUCAAAUUGUAACUCCCACUUCUACUUUAACUGCCCCUAAUUCUCAGCCUUCAGGUGUGACUGAUGCAGCAACUAUGAAAAGAGCAUUUGAGUCAUUAGGGCUUCAGUACACACAGUCGACUGCACCACCACAAAAUUCUGUUCCUAAUACCCAUCCUCAGCUUAAUACAAUUCCCAAUGAUGCUCUAAUGAACAAACCUAAUAUGUCAAACCAACAAGUACCAAAAGUUCAACCCAAUCAGACAGUCAGUAGUCAUAUGGGUAAUCUUUUGACCAACAUACCUGUCCCACAAGGACCACAAAAUAUUCAACAACAAAGUGGUUCACAGCUUGCAUCAUCUACUGCUGCAGCUGCUGCAAUGGGAAAUGCACCAGAUAUUGUCAAAUCUAUUCCACCCAUUAACAGGAAAGACUGGCAUGCUCAGGUGACCCAGGAUUUGAGAAAUCAUCUAGUGCACAAAUUAGUCCAAGCAAUUUUCCCAACACCGGAUCCAGCUGCCUUGCGUGAUAGUAGAAUGAAAAAUCUUGUUGCAUAUGCUAGGAAGGUUGAAGGAGAUAUGUAUGAAACUGCAAAUAAUAGAGGUGAAUAUUAUCACCUUCUUGCAGAAAAAAUUUACAAAAUUCAGAAAGAACUUGAAGAGAAAAGAAUUCAGAGAAUGAGAGGUGCUCAGAAUGUUCCUAAUGCAACAUUAACAGGAAUGCCUGGGCCUAUUCGUCCAGGUCAACAAAAUGGACCUAGUAAUACACAGUUGGGAAACUCCAUAUUUAGUGACAUGACUGGCAUGCAGCAGCCCCAGCAACCAAACCAAAAUCUACAACAGAUACCAAUGAAGUGGAGCCCGAAUGUGCGUGCAACACCUCCUCCAUCUGGACAGAUGCAGAACAUGGCCAACUCCACUCCUAUUUCAAUGAAUGCUGCAUUAAUGGAAUCUCAGCAGCAAUUUGAUGCAUUGGUAAAAAGAAAUCCUCAGCAGCAAGGUGCUAGACUUGGUUUUCCUCCAGCAACAGCGACAUCUACUCACCCAUCUCCUCAGCAGCAGCAACAACUUCUUCAUCAACAGCUCAAUUCACAAGCCCAAAAUUCUCAGCAACAAGCUAUCCAAAAUCACUUAAAUGUAGCUUUGAAUGACAGUCUGAUGAACACUAGCCAGCGCAUGGGAGGUGCCCAAAAUUCUGUUAACAAUUCAUUAGAUGUUUCAAGUCAUGUUCCAACUUCCCAACAGAAUUUGCUGGCUCAGUUAGCUGGUCCCACAGCAGUUUCAACUCCAAUCUUGAACCAGUCUAAUCUUUUGCCUAUGCCUAGACCACCACAUCAGAAUGGCCAAAUUUCUUCAAAGGAUCUGAAUCUUGACCACUCUCAAGGUACAGAUGAUUCUAUGAAGACUGAAUCCAUCACAAAAGAGUCCACAUUAUCAGAAAAUAAUCAAAACCUAUCUAGUCUACUCUCAGCUGCUUCACCUUCAACAUUAAAUUUGUCAUCAGUUGUAGCACCUGUUGUCCCUUUACUCGGUUCAAAUCCAUCAAAUAUGUCUUCCAUGUUGAACUCAACUCCAAAAACUGAAGUUAAAACUGAACCAUCUUUGGAUAUUAAAUCAGAAAAUGACAUUAAAGAAGAGAAAAUGGAGGUUAAAACAGAGUCAGACUGUAAACCUGAUAUUAAUUCUGUCAAAGAUGAACAUGAUACAUCUAGUCCAAAAAUGGAUCCUCUGGAUGAAAAUUCUCAGAGCAGUAAUACGGAAGAUAAAUCUGCAUCUGUGGACUCGUCUAAUAAUGCUGCUGUAGUUACACCAAAGCCAAGAUGUAAAAAAGUAUUUAAUCCAGAUGAAUUAAGGCAAGCACUUAUGCCUACAUUAGAAAAGCUUGUAAAGCAAGAUCCAGAAUCUCUUCCUUUUAGGCAGCCUGUUGACCCAGUUGUUCUUCAUAUACCAGACUAUUUUGAAAUAGUUAAGAAACCAAUGGAUUUAUCAACCAUUAGAAGGAAAUUGGAUUCAGGGAUGUACAAGGAUCCUUGGGAAUAUGUUGAUGAUAUUUGGCUUAUGUUUGAUAAUGCCUGGCUUUACAACAGAAAAACAUCCAGAGUGUAUAAAUAUGCCUCAAAAUUGGCAGAAGUGUUUGAAUCUGAAAUUGAUAGUGUAAUGGUAUCCUUGGGUUAUUGUUGUGGACGAAAAUAUGUGUUCUGUCCUCAAGUUUUGUGCUGCUAUGGAAAACAGUUGUGUACUAUUGCCAGGGAUUCAAUGUAUUUCAGCUAUCAAAACAGAUAUGUUUAUUGUGAAAAAUGCUUCAAUGAAAUCCAAACUGAAGAAGUAGAGUUAUCAGAAGAUCCAACUCAACCAACUGCAAAAAUAAGGAAAGACCAGUUUGAUAGAGUUAAAAAUGAUCAAUUAGAUUAUGAACCAUUUGUGGAAUGUUUAGAAUGUGGUCGCAAAUGGCAUCAAAUCUGUGCCUUAUGGUUUGAACCAAUAUGGCGAGAAGGGUGGACUUGUGAUGCAUGUCAUAAAGCCAAAGGUACUAAAAGAAAAGAGAAUAAAUUCACUGCAAAAAAGUUGCCAACUACGAAACUUGGUACAUAUCUUGAAAAUAGAAUCAACAAUUUCCUUAGAAAGAAAGACACUCAAGCUGGAGAGGUGACAAUUCGUGUGCUUUCUAGUUAUGAUAAAAUGACAGAGGUUAAACCUUUAAUGAAGAAAAGAUUUGGAGAUGAAAUUCCAGAUGUAUUUCCUUAUCGUGCCAAGGCUAUGUUUGCUUUUGAGGAGAUUGAUGGUGUUGAUGUUUGCUUUUUUGGUAUGCAUGUUCAAGAAUAUGGCUCAUCAAGUCCCAUGCCAAAUACUAGGCGUGUAUAUAUAUCCUAUUUAGACAGUGUGCAUUUCUUUCGGCCCAGACAACUUAGAACUGCAGUAUAUCAUGAAUUACUUAUUGGAUACUUAGACUAUGCCAAACAAUUAGGAUAUACCACUGCACAUAUUUGGGCAUGCCCCCCUAGUGAAGGAGAUGAUUACAUUUUCCAUUGUCAUCCACCUGAACAAAAGAUACCAAAACCAAAAAGACUUCAAGAUUGGUAUAAAAAAAUGCUAGACAAAGCCAUCAUUGAUCGAGUGGUAGUAGACUAUAAAGACAUUUUCAAAGAUGCAAUUGAUAGUGGCUUGAGUACUGCCAAAGAUAUGGCCUACUUUGAAGGUGACUUUUGGCCUAAUGUUUUAGAAGAUUGCAUUAAAGAACUGGAUCAGGAAGAGGAAGAAAAGCGUAAAAGAGAGGAAGCUGAAGCUGCAGAAGCAGAAGCUCAAGACACAGUGGAAGAGAUCAAUGAUACAGAUCUUUCUGGUAAAAAGAAGGGUGAGAAAAAGGGGCAAAGGAGUAAAAAAGCCAAUAAAAGUAAAGGAAGUGCUAGGAAAAAUAACCGGAAGACUAAUUUACCCCAGGGUACAAGUGAUCUAACUGCUAAACUCUACAAUCACAUGGAAAAGCAUAAAGAGGUAUUCUUUGUCAUCCGGUUGCAUAAUCAACAGAUAGCUGCUUCACUUCCACCUAUAACAGAGCCUGAUCCAGCCAUGAGCUGUGAUUUGAUGGAUGGACGUGAUGCCUUUCUUACAACAGCCAGAGAAAAGCAUUAUGAAUUUUCAUCAUUGCGUAGAGCUAAACUUUCAUCAUUAGCUUUAUUGUACGAGUUGCAUAAUCAAGGAAAAGAUGCUUUUGUCUACACAUGCAACAGUUGCAAGGCUGCAGUGGAAACUCGUUAUCAUUGCAAUACCUGUGAUGACUUUGAUCUAUGUAUCCCUUGCUACAAGAAAGAAAGCCAUUGUCAUGAGAUGACUAAACUAGGCUUGGGUCUUGAUGAGAUUUCAAGCUCAGGUAAAGAAGAGAAUCCUCAAGAAUCUAGGCGCAAGUCUAUUCAACGUUGCAUUACAUCAUUGGUCCACGCCUGCCAGUGCAAGAAUGCUAACUGUAGGAUUAACUCUUGUAUCAAGAUGAAACGUGUUGUAUCUCACACAAUGAGCUGUAGGCGCAAGAGCAAUAAUGGCUGUCCAAUCUGUAAACAGUUAAUUGCUUUGUGCUGUUAUCAUGCUAAGCAUUGUCAAGAGGCCAAAUGUCCUGUACCCUUUUGUCCUCAACUAAAACAAAAAUUAAGACAGAAGCAACUGCUUACCAAUCUCCAUCAAGCACAGAUGCUUAGAAGGCGUGUUGCCAUUAUGACAGGCAACACCAGUAACAAUGCUACAACAAUUAAUGGUCCAUCUAGUGUCCCAACACCAGAUGCAUCACCACAGCCAUCCACAUCAACAAAUUACAAUAGCGGCAGUGUUGGUAAAACUCCUGGUGGCCCACCUAGAGCAGCUAUCAAUGCUGCCCAUGAAGCUCUGGUCCAGGCUGAGGCACAAAGAACUGGCAAUGUUCCUAACAUUAGCUCAAUAGGUAAAGGUAAACCAACCAUGCAGCCACCCACAAUCAGACCUCAACCAUCGACUAACUUGGUACCAUCACCUUCUGUGGGAAAACCUACUCAAAGAACGUGGUUCAACAGCCCACAAGUUAGGCCAGGAAUGAAUGCUAAUGUCAGAAUGCAAAACAUGCCGCCUAUGCCACAACAGCAACCACCACCGCAGCAACAAGCUGUUUCUACCAUGGGACCUAAUGUUGGAGCUGUAGCCCCAGGUCCAGGUCCAACAGGCACUGGUGUUAGUGGAAAUAUUGGCCCAGCAGUUCAUAAUAUGUUACAGGCAUUCAAAAACCAAAACAUUUCACAGGCUGAAUGGAUAGCGCUUUUGAAAAAGAAUCCUCAAUUGAUGGCCCAAGUUCUGAAACUUAAAAAUGCCAAAGUACAACAACAACAGCAGCAGCAGCAGCAACAACAACAACAGCAGCAGCAACAACAACAGCAGCAGCAGCAACAACCAAUUAUGGGCAUGCCCAAUAUGGUUCAGCAAAUGUCUCAACAAGUUGGGCAAAUGCAACAGCAACAAAUGCGAAUGAAUCAAAUCAUGCCACAACAAUAUCGACAACAACCACUCCAGCCACCACAAACAUCUCAGAUCACACCCUUUGCUCAGCCCCAUAAUUCUUUCCCGCAAAGACCUAGAACAAAUUUUCAGCAAUCUUUUCAAAAUGAUGGAAGUCACAUGCAACUUUAUCCCCAACAGCACAUGAUUCAUCACCAGGCCCAACUCAAGCAACAAAUGGUUGGUGGUCAGCCUAUGAGUCCAACAUAUAUGCUCUCUCCUCAAGGUAAUCCCAAUUCUCAACAAAUGCUUCAGCAAGUACGUUCUCCUCCAGCUUCAGCUGCAAGCUUAUCUCAGACUGUUAGAUCCCCACAGCCCACACCUUCUCCAAGACAGCCCAUUCCUUCCCCACGUCAGCUCCAGCAAUCACCUCAUCACAAUAUGGUCAGCAAUGCUUCUCCUCACCAUGUUCUGGGAGUAGGCCAGGAUGCUUCACAGAUGACUACUGAUCAUGUUAUGCUGUCAUUACAAACUCAUAAUUCCAUGUCGCAAAUGCCAAAUUCAGAUGUUAACAUGGGGCAACAGGACAAUGAGGUUGCUCCUCUUACACCCCAGGACCAAUUAGUUCAUUUUGUGAACCAGAUGUAAUUAGCCCAGCUCCUCCUUCCCUUGUAAAUACAAAUUAUUUUAACAUUUCAUGUGAAUAAUCAUCUAGUAACUUAUCAUCAAGAACAUUUUUUGUAUUUGAUUAUUGUACAGCCUUUUUUUUUUUUUUUUUUGAACAAAUGUGAUCAAUGUUGUUUUCCAUUCAAGAGUUGUUUUAUAUUUUUUACAGAUAUUGUCUAUUUGUGUAUGUUUGUUGGUUGAGAUUAUUGUUGCUGUAAAUUUUCAGUCCUGCUUAGAUACAAAUUAGUAAUCAUCAAAUCACAAGACUAGUUCUUUGUAAAUACAAAUUAUUGCGUAAAUAGGUGCCCAAUAAGAAUACUUAUUAUUUUUAUUUUGAAUUGUUCUACUGUAAGAUAUUUGUUUACAUUCUUUUUGACACAGAUCUUACCCAAUGAAUAGUCUUGAAUUAGAGACAGAACUCUGUGAUUCUUAAUAAUGGGGGCAAUUAUGUUUACUGACAACCCUCGGCUGGCCUGAGCUUAAGGUUAAAAACAAAAUUGCUGCAGGUGAUACAUUAAAAACUGUUGUAUUUGCAAAAUAUAUUAAGCUUUACCAUUGUUCAAGCAUUUGAACCAGUUUUAAGACUGCAGGAUUUUGCUUAACUUUUUAUAUGAUGGAGAUCCUAUAAAUUAUUUCAAAAUGCUUCUUAAUAGGUUGGUCAUUUUAUUUUUCAAUUUAGUGUAUGCUUAUUAUUAGUCUAAAGAAGUCAUUUAUAAAAAAAAAAAAAGAGCAAUUUGUAUUUCAACUUAGCUGAAAAAGAGUUUAUAUAUUAUUAUUUUUCACUGUCUUUUGGUGUUCCAAGUCCAACAGUAGAAGCUAAGGUUAAUCUAUUCAAACAAAUCUGUUCUUGAUGCUGUGUAAACACUGGUCAUUCAAUGAAAACUUGCUUCAGUGUAAUGUAAAAAAAAAUGUUUGCUAAUUAUUUUCAAAACACUUAUUUGAACAUUUGUAAAACUUCCUUUUCCACUUCAAUUCUUCAGUGCAAAGCUUUGUGUACUUAUGUUGAGAUCUAUUUAUUAUUCAUUGAUCAUUUUGCAACUCCAUCUAUUGCAUCAGUCAAUUUUGAAUCAAACAAGUCAAUUUCUAAGAUAUUUAUUUUUGUCAAGAGUAUGUCAUUUUACAUAGUAAAACAAUAGUGUACAUCUUUAGAUGGCUUGGAUUAAAUGGAGAAAAUCCUUUCACUUUGCAUUUUUUGAAUACUAUUCAUUUGAUUAGAUUAAGCUGAUAUUUUUAGGGUAAUGAUGCUCAUGUUUGGUUCCUGUCAGUAGUAUUUGUCAGAGUAGUUCAUUUUUAAAGACCAGUAGGAUAAUUGUUAUGGCCAGCAUUAAUAAAACUCCUCUAGUUGUACUUACUGAGACAGGCAAAGAAAGUAGUGCUCAAUGGCUAACCAUUUGUCUAUGCAAGUAUCUUUUUGUUGUUGAAAACUGAGCUGAAGUCUGAACCAUUGAACACAUGACCAUUGAUCUCAUGUAGCAACUUUUUUUUUUUUUUUGCUUGGUCCAAAAGCCUUGUUUCUAUUUUGUAAAUAUAGCCAUCUUUAAAAAAAAAGUAAUUUAUUUUGUUCUUUGGUUUCAUCUUUUGUUGCCCCAACAUCUUUGGACAUUUUCUACACUCCUAGAAAGGAAACAAAACAACAACAUAUCUUUGAAUCUGAUGGUCUAUACCCAAAAACAUAUCUUGCAAUAAAUACAUUUUGUUUGUUUUGGUUGUUUUUUAUCUCUCUUUGAUUACUUUUGUACAUCAUUAUAUGGUCACAUGUUGGUCUGAAACUUGUUCCUAUCAUGAGAAUUUCUAGUUUGUCCAUUACAUAUUGUUUGUGUUUUGGGGGAUUUUUUUUUGUCACUACAACGAUACCUGUUAACCUAGAAAGCUGAUAGCAUGGUGCUAGUUGGCUCAACUCCUUUACUAUAAAAUCACAAGAAUUAAGUAAUUCUAUGUUUUAUAUUAGUAAUUUUUGAAAUCUUAGCAACCAAAAUGAAAUUGUUCCCUUCUGAAACUGUUUAGAUGAUUACAGGAUACAGUGAAUAUUAGUGCCUUAAACCAAAUGUUAGGUUUAGCUAAAGUUUCCUAGUUCUAUUAAAAAUAGUCUGUAGAAAAGAAUCUUAACAAAACUGAAAGAAAUUAGGUUCUUUGUGAGAUGUCUUCAUAGUAUUAAUUAUAUGUCUACAUAUAUUGGCUACUCCCCCCUUUUGUAUUUUAACUGAAUGGUUUUAUUUAUUCUGUGCUAUUAAUAGUUAAUAAGCAUAAUAAAUGCAGUGCAUUAGUUUUGCUCCAGACAUUCUGAUGAAAUAAACCCAGUUUCCCACAUUGGUGGUACAAGACAUGUAUAAAUCGUGUACAUAGUGUGUGUUUAAGUUUAGUAUUAUUUUUAUUUGUAAUACUAUUUGAAUCUAUUCUUUGCCAGCCGAGGGAGGAGGUGUAUGUUUUGAACGUCACCAUGUAGUAUUUAUUACUGCUAGCUCCAUAAUUCAUUUGUUGUUAAAUGAACUCUCUCCCGCGAGUGGCCCUGACUUCCUGUUCACCAGCACUUGGAGCAACAAACAGCAUUUUGUUCAUUGUGUGAUUAGAGUGAGUGCUAAAAGGAACUUUUGCAGCUAGUUUUGUAUGAGUGUGUACAGGUGUGUGUAUAGUCUUACUGCGAUAACAUAAGAGUAAUAAUGAUUUCAUAAACAUGCUGUAAAUAAUAAAACUUGUCAGAAAUUUG